Molecule: messenger RNA, 1347 nt
Organism: Oppia nitens
Lineage: Eukaryota; Metazoa; Arthropoda; Arachnida; Sarcoptiformes; Oppiidae
Product: acetyl-CoA acetyltransferase A, mitochondrial-like
Exons: 4
Coding region: 73-1257 (394 amino acids)
Biological process (GO): fatty acid beta-oxidation
Molecular function (GO): acetyl-CoA C-acetyltransferase activity
Source: RefSeq, a predicted model, not a curated record
UAAUUUGUUGUGUUUUAUAAUAUAUUUAAAAUUAUAAAUUAAUACAAAAAAUAUAAUUAAUAAAUACAAACAAUGUCUACAUUAAAUGACGUUUUCAUCGUAUCCUAUGCCCGGACACCGAUCGGAUCGUUUCAAGGCUUACUGUCCACACUGACUGCUCCUCAAUUGGGUUCAUUGGCCAUUAAGGGAGCACUGGAAAGGGCUGGUAUUACUGGUACUGAUGUCGAUGAGGUGUACUUUGGCAAUGCACUACAGGCUGGUCUGGGUCAGGCACCGGCCCGCCAGUCGGCACUGGGAGCCGGCAUAUCGAACACCACUCCCUGUACCACUGUUAACAAGAUGUGUUCAUCAAGUACUAAAGCCAUCAUAAUUGCCGCACAGACCAUACAGUGCGGCGCCAACGAUGUUGUGGUCGCUGGUGGUACCGAAUCCAUGUCCAGAGCACCCUAUUAUCUGGAUCGGGGACAAACACCGUACGGUGGCGUCACACUCAACGACAGUAUAGCAACCGAUGGACUAUUGGAUGUCUACACACAGUUGUCGAUGGGUUUGUGCGCCGAAAGUCUGGCCAAAAAGUUUCAUAUCAGCCGCGAGGAUAGCGACCAACACGCUAUUGACAGCUAUCAGCGCAGUAUUAGUUCAUCGGAAAGCGGCUUAUAUGCCAAAGAGUUAGUACCAGUGACCGUACCGGGAGUUAAAGGUCGACCCGACACUAUUGUCCAAUCGGAUGAAGAGCUAACGCGAGUUAUUUUUGACAAAAUUCCUACAUUGAAGCCAGCGUUCAGUGAUAACGGUGUCAUUACAGCGGCAACUACUGGUGCCUUUAGCGACGCCGGUGCAGCACUGGUACUAAUGUCGGCCAAAGCUGUCGAAAAGUUUGGCGUCCAACCGUUGGCUAAAAUAGUGGCCACAAGCGAUGCCGGCGUCGAUCCUAUUGACUUUGGACUGGCGCCUACCUAUGCUGUUCAAAAGCUUUUAAAAAGCGCUGGUAUUAGCCGGGAACAGGUGGCACACUAUGAACUAAACGAACCGUUUGCCUGUGUAGGAUUGUCCAAUAUAAGAGCAUUGGGAUUGGCUAAUGAUAUUCACAAAAUUAAUCCAAACGGCGGAUCGGUAGCACUGGGACAUCCGUUAGGGUUUUCCGGUGCCCGUAUUGUUGGCCAUUUGGCCAUGAAUCUCGGUGACCAUGAAUACGGUGUGGCCUCAACGUGCAACGGUGGCGGCGGUGCAUCGGCACUGUUACUACAAAAAGUUUAAUACUAAUACAAAAUGUUAUUAUUAUACAGUAUAUUGAUUGAUAGAUUAAUUAAUUAUUUUUUUUUAAAAAAAAGUAUAAUAAAACCACUA